Molecule: messenger RNA, 1024 nt
Organism: Scomber scombrus (Atlantic mackerel)
Lineage: Eukaryota; Metazoa; Chordata; Actinopteri; Scombriformes; Scombridae
Product: ferritin, liver middle subunit
Exons: 4
Coding region: 213-743 (176 amino acids)
Biological process (GO): intracellular iron ion homeostasis; iron ion transport
Cellular component (GO): cytoplasm
Molecular function (GO): ferrous iron binding; ferric iron binding
Source: RefSeq, a predicted model, not a curated record
GUGUCAUCUUCCAUUUCACACCAGGAGUUCUUGCUUCAACAGUGAUUGAACGGAACUUCUUCCUUCGUCCUUUUUUUUGGUGCUAUUUCAGCUCGUCUACAUUCCGGAUACAACAAAACCCGUCUCUACUUGAACACUACUGAGAAAGUCGACGCAAAGCUCUAUUUUUGUACCUUUUUGUUAAGAAAAAGCACAAGAAAACGCCAGCCAAAAUGGACUCCCAAGUGCGUCAGAAUUACCACCGCGACUGCGAGGCCGCCAUCAACCGUAUGGUAAACAUGGAGCUGUUUGCCUCCUACACCUACACUUCUAUGGCCUUCUACUUCUCCAGAGACGAUGUGGCCCUUCCAGGCUUCUCCCACUUCUUCAAGGAGAACAGCGACGAGGAGAAGGGGCACGCUGAGAAGCUGCUGUCUUUCCAAAACAAUAGAGGAGGGCGCAUCUUCCUUCAGGAUGUGAAGAAACCAGAACGUGAUGAAUGGGGGAGUGGACUGGAGGCCAUGCAGUGUGCCUUGCAGCUGGAGAAGAACGUCAACCAGGCUCUGCUGGACCUGCACAAACUGGCCUCUGACCAUGUCGACCCUCAUCUGUGCGACUUCCUGGAGAGCCACUACCUGAACGAGCAGGUGGAGGCCAUCAAGCAGCUGGGCGACUACAUUACCAAUCUCAGUCGCAUGGAUGCCCAGAACAACAAGAUGGCCGAGUACCUGUUCGACAAGCACACCCUGGGCAACAAGAGCUAAACAUACAGGCCAAGAGUUUGAAGCCUGGAGUCAAAACCUUAUUGAGACACAGGCUUUAACGUGAAUACACAUACCUUCUCCAGCUGUUCAUUCACUGAUCUAAUCUGCUUUAACAUAUAAAGUUGCAUGAUAAGUGCCUGAAUGUUCUGGUGGUGUCGCUGUUCUUUUUAAAUGGUCAUAUGAAAAGAUGGAUGCCUUCUUCUUGUAUCACAUUUUCAAUGAAGAUUGUGACUAAAUGUUUCUGACUUGUUCUUAAUCUGAAUAAACCUUUUUGCGCUGGA